This is a messenger RNA of Cooperia oncophora, 570 nucleotides long. Lineage: Eukaryota; Metazoa; Nematoda; Chromadorea; Rhabditida; Trichostrongylidae. The record is from the annotation of a GenBank genome assembly.
AUGACGUUCAAUCGCGAGCAUUCUAUUUUUGAAGUGACGAGAAAAUGUAAAACCUAUCUACAAGUCAUGGGUGUUCCUCUCAAGACUGGCGGUCAUAUACUGUUUCCGGAAGAAGUCUUGUAUCUUAUGGAGCUUUGGACUGCAUGCGCCACUGAUGAAGGUCAGCUACUGACGCUUUAUGAUGGGAUUCGCAUACUCGGCGAAACCGGAGUACCAUUUUACAAGUACCGUGCCUAUUCAGCACUUCGCAAGGCGGGAUUUGUCGCCUUACGACCAAACCGCUCUCGAGUGCAUAAUCUUGCCCUCCAAAAACAACCCGAUCGUCCUAUGGAUGCAUCAACCUCUGAGGCCCGUCCUUCAGAAGCCUGUAAUGCAAAAUAUCCGAAGCAACUCCUGGAUGAUUUCCCCACAGUGAGAGACAGCCAAUGGCUCGUUUCCUCCAUGCUUCACCGCAACUGCCAACUAGUUCCUACCGAGGAUUUGAGCGACUUCCCUUGCAAUCCACGACGUUUUCGAAUCCCUCCCAAGGUCAGGAAUUUUUUCCGUUCAAAGACUCAAAUUCAACUUUGA